GUCCCAACUCACAAUUAAUACAGCGAUUGUGUACAUGCACCGAUUCUACAUGGUCCAGUCGUUCACCAGAUUUCACAGAAAUGUUAUUUCUCCCGCCGCGCUCUUCCUCGCUGCGAAGGUCGAGGAGCAGCCCCGAAAGCUGGAACAUGUUAUAAAGGUGGCCCAUGCAUGCCUCAAUCCUCAGGAUCCUUCACCAGAUGUACGCAGUGAUGCCUACCUGCAACAAGCCCAAGACCUGGUCAUUCUUGAGAGCAUAAUACUCCAGACCUUGGCUUUUGAAAUCACCAUUGACCAUCCACACACUCACGUUGUCAAGUGCACUCAGCUUGUCAGAGUUGUUCCAGCGAGUAAGGAUUUGGCUCAAACAUCAUACUUUAUGGCCACAAACAGUCUGCACUUGACCACGUUCUGCCUGCAGUAUAGUCCGCCGGUUGUGGCCUGUGUGUGCAUCCAUCUCGCCUGCAAGUGGUCCAACUGGGAGAUCCCCGUGUCUACAGACGGCAAACACUGGUGGGAGUAUGUUGAUCCCACAGUUACCCUCGAGCUGCUGGAUGAGCUCACACAUGAGUUCCUGCAGAUUCUAGAGAAAACACCCAGUCGGUUGAAACGGAUUCGCAACUGGAAGGCUGGAGGUCAGACACCAAAAGCCAAGACAAAAGUCCAGGAGGAAGGGGACCAGAGGGACGCCAUGAUGAGCAUGAUCUCCAUGGCCUCAUCAGAGAGCACCGUGGCGGGCCUGAUGAGCCUCUCAGCUCCACCUUCGGCCUCUUCUUCCUCAUCCAUGGGCGACAAGGACAGGGGUGCAUCUGGCAGCGCUCAGACUUGGAGUGGGAAAGGUGCGGCUGUAUCCGAGCAGCAGCAGCAGCCCAACAACGAGGUUCAUGCCCCAGCCAAGGUAUCGCUGAGUGAGUACCGCGCCAAGAACGCAGACGUCCUGGCCGCCCAGAAGAGGAAGCUGGAGAACAUGGAGGCCAGCGUGAAGAGGGACUACGCUAACGCUGCCCAGGCUCUCAUUGGUCAGCAGCAGAGGAAGGAGAAGCAGCAGCAUCAUCACCAGCAGUCCAGCUCCUCCUCCUCCGACGUGUCCAAUCCUUCGCCCAUUAUUCUGAAAAUCCCACUGGAGAAGGAGAGGCACGACCGGAGCUCUCUGAAAAUGCGCUUCCCCCUCGCUGGGGGAGGAGGCAGCGGGCACGGAGCCAGCGCCCGUCAGGAUCAGGACAUCAAAGUCAGAAUACGAGUGCCUGAGAAGCAACGAGGGAGUUCAGGGGAGGAGGGCAAGAGCAGGGACAAGCACAGGGAACGGUCCAACCACCACCACCAUCACCACCACCACCACCACCAUUCCUCUGGCAGUGCCUCCCUCUCCUCUUCACACAAACAUUCAUCCAGUACCGGCGGAGCGGUCGGAAGCAGCAAAAAAGUCCCCAGCGACUCCUCUAGAACGAGCUCUUCGUCCUCUUCCACCUCACGUAAGAGGACGCACUCCCAAGACUCCACGGCGGGCUCUCACGCUGCCUCUAAAGUCAGCAAGUCCUCUAGGAACCCCUACCAGCUGCCGUCCCUGUCGUCCUCUGGACAAACUCUGGGGCACGGUCCUGACAUUCUGCCCAACCUGGGCCUUCCCCUCCACCAGGGGAGCUAUUCACACUCCAAAGGCGACAAGACGGACACUAAUGGACACGGUGCGACAGGCGGAGCCCAGUCGAACGAGUACCAGGACACUUUUGAAAUGCUAAACUCGCUUCUGAGUGCGCAGGGGGUCCAGCCGUCCCAGCCGUCCAUGUUUGACUACAGAUCCCAAUAUGGGGAGUACCGGUACAGUGGUGGCUCCAGGGGGAGCAACCCCAGGCCCCCGCCCCUUCCUUCAGAACCACCUCCCCCACUGCCGCCCUUACCCAAAUGAGUUCCUGACGUAUUGUGUACAUUGUACUUGACGUCAGAAACAUCCAUGUUGUUACGUAAAGUAUUGUAUUCUUUUUUUAUUUUUAAAACUCACCCAACAUUUUUUUGUUUUGUUUUGUUUUAGUGUGACAGCAGCGAAAUGUAGUGGUGAGAUAAAUCAGUUUUCAAUCUUUUUCUUUUUACAGUUCACUUAUGGGGCAAUAAUGAGAGGCUUUAAAAGCUUGAAAAAUGUGAUAAAAAAAAUUUACAGAAAAGUGUAGAUAAUAUUUUUUUUUAACUCUUCUGUUUAACUCAAAUGUGAUGAUGAUGAUGAUGAUGGGACCUGGUAUUUUUACCAUCACUGUUUUUGGAGGAAGUCAUCGUCUUGAAAUCAUGAGGAAACUAAAAGAUUUCCAUCAUAUAUACCUGUUAGGUCUUCUUACAGAUUGUCUUUUUAUAAUGUUUUUAUAGUAUGUUAUUUAUUAAUUGAAUGCUUUUUAAAAAAACAAAAAAAAAGUCCCCUUUUGUACCUUUUUUAAGGUUUCCCCUCUAUGUUCUUUUUUGGGCAGAGGGAUAUUUCUCCAUCAAGACUGUACAGGCUAGUUUGAGAGUGCAUGUCUCCAAAGCCAUCUUUUCAAUAUUUUUGUCUUUUUUAAAUAUUUUCUUUAUUAUUUUUUUCUUUAACAGCCAUAACUUAAAAAAAAUAAGGUGACUGCCCAACAC
This is a messenger RNA of Morone saxatilis (striped sea-bass), 2604 nucleotides long. RefSeq names its product cyclin T1 (gene ccnt1). The record is from RefSeq and is a predicted model, not a curated record. Gene Ontology annotation, molecular function: cyclin-dependent protein serine/threonine kinase activator activity. NCBI's taxonomy places the organism in Eukaryota, Metazoa, Chordata, Actinopteri, Moronidae. Gene Ontology annotation, cellular component: cyclin/CDK positive transcription elongation factor complex; nucleus. Gene Ontology annotation, biological process: regulation of transcription by RNA polymerase II; positive regulation of DNA-templated transcription, elongation.